Molecule: messenger RNA, 1752 nt
Organism: Pseudo-nitzschia multistriata
Lineage: Eukaryota; Bacillariophyta; Bacillariophyceae; Bacillariales; Bacillariaceae
Source: the annotation of a GenBank genome assembly
UCCCGGCACAACAAGAUCAAAAACUUCAUCCAGCACAGAACGCAAUCAAAGAACGGUCAUUCCGUUUUGGAUUCACACCGCAACGCCACGCAACACACCGCGCUACAUCCCGCUUCAGACCAUGGGAAUCACCUACGAAGAAGCCCUGGCCACCCUCGAGGCCAUGUUCGGCGACCCGUGGACCCGGGAAUCCCUGGACGCCGUCCUCCGGCACGAAAAGGGGCACAUGGAAAACACCUGCGAGCGGAUCCUCGAGCACGGGGAAAAGGACCCGGUCCUCCUGGUCGAGCGCCUCCGGAACGGCGGUCCCGAGCCGCAGGUGGCGAUGGACGAGGAAUACGCACGCCGGCUGGCGGGACAGGAGGAGGGGUCUGUUUCUUCCGGAAGGGGAAGCAGCCGAAGCGGCGGGGGCCACCGGGACGGAGGCGGCAACGGACGCGGGACCCCCACAAUACUCCCUUCCGACUUUUUGCGCCUCCCCGGGUUCCGCCCGCCCCCGUCGUCCACGGCGUCCUCGUCGGCGUCCUCGUCGUCCGGGGCAAACCGGGCGGCGGGGGCAGGCGCCGGAAGGCGGCAGCCGCCCCACGACGACGAGACCCUGGCGCGGAUGCUCCAGGACGAGCUCUUCUCGGAGGAGCUGGCCCGGAACCCCGAUUUCGCCCACCUGGCGGGGAGGAACCCCAGGAGGUCCUCGGCGCGGCCCUCCGCCUCGAACGCCCGGCUCCCGGCGGCCCCGGCGGGGGCACCCCUGCAGAACCCCUUCGAGGGGGUCAACGUCAUGCAGAAACUCUCGAGUGAGUACCUAGCGAGCGAAAGGCAGAGCUUGGCACGGCACAGCAGAGCACAGCACAAUACAAUGCAAUGCACGGCAUCAUACAACACAAUACAACACAAUGCAGCACAGCACAGAGUAAUUGUGGGGUGGAUACUGUAGUGCUAGCUUCCAAUGUGAUACCGUAUCGCUCACGCUUCUUUUUUCACGUUGUGCCUUUUGAAUCCGCUCCGAUCGUUCCGUGUUUUUGUUGGUGGAUUCCGAAUCGUUGUGCCACGCGACUUUCUCCGUCUGUUCCCAAUCGGUGCAAUCCCACUCGUGGUGAUCCAUGACCCCGUCCGAAACCCCGCUCGAUCGGCGUUUGUUUUCCAGCCAUGGGCGACGGAGCACGGCGGAAGCUCCAGCUCUUCGCCACCAACUUUGAGGACAGAAUGAAAGGGAUCAACCACAACAACGGCGCGCACACCGGUGGCUUGCAAGAAGCGAGAGGGGCCGCCGCGGAGCGAAGGGGCCUCCUGGACAACGACGACGACGACUACGGCGAGGACAUGAUCGAAUUCGAGACGCGAAAGAGCAGGUAAUGCGGUGUGUCUGUCUUUGCAGUGGUACGGCAAUGAGCAGUAGCAGUAGCAGAAAUUAGCAGCGCAAUCAAUGGCGGUGCUGCGGCGAAUCGAAACGAAUCGAAUCGAGACGAGACAAAACGAAAGGAAAGGAAAGGAAACGACACGGCAAGGCCGAUAAAACUUUGCAAGUCGCCGACUCCGAAUCGCUCGUUCGAAUACCGAUUUGACGGAACCGUACCGUACCUUACCGAGGGUGCAACAACGGAGUUUUUAGAAACUGAGCGAAAUUAGUAGUUUUUCGUUUUUGAAACAACAAAGCAGGCGGCAAUCACUGCACCGGCAUUUUCUCCUUGAUUGCUGCACCUGUAUGCGGCGAUUAUGUUCUUUUGGCUCGUUGAAUCAAGAUACGAUUUAGUU